AUGACUGAUUAUAGCAAGUGGAAAGUCACCGAGCUCAAAGCGGAACUAAAGCGUCGCGGCGUGCCGCAAACUGGGUUGAAGCUGAAGCAAGACAUUGUUGACAAACUUACCCAGUUAGAUUCAGAGCUUCAGGAAGAGCCUACUUCACAAGAGAAUGUCCCCGAGCCAUCUACCGACGAGCGAAAAAAUGAGGAGGCAAAAGAGAAAACGCCGCAAGUGGAUGAAACGGCUGGAUCGCAGCAAUCCGUAACCGAGUCGCUUCAUACAGAGAAGGAACUUAGUCCUCCAAAGGUUGAUCAGGACCAAGUCGCCUUGGAUACUCAACCUGUGGCUAAUCCCGACAAUGCUGCCCGAGAUGGAAAUCAAGUUGAUAAAGUUGACGAGCCAUCGCCGAUUGAGCACACACCGACACGUCCAACAGAGCCUACUUUUGCUGCGAAGGAGAUCGAAGCAGAUAACUCACAACAAAUAGUGGACGUUGAAAAUAAAGAAAAGGACGAAGCAAGGAUACUCGAAGUCCCUGCUGAAGCUCCAGUGACUACAGAUCCGUCUGUGUCAGCUCCUUCAGAAGCAGAGUCAGAAAUGCGCAAACGCAAACGCCGGAGCCAAAGUCCACCUCCUUCGGCCGACACUAUCAAAAAACCAAAAGUGGACAAUAGGACCCCUCAAGUUAUUCUGCAGGAAGAUGUGGUUCCUGAACGUCGGGAUGAACAGGGUGAUCAGCUACCUGUCACCAGACCUGAAGCUUCAGAACAAGCACAAAUCGAGGUGGAGACAUUUGAUAAGAAAGACCAAUACCCAGAAAGACUGUCCCAGUCAAUAACAAGCGAAAGGAUCAACGCUCCACUUGAACGUCCGGACCAUAGAUUCAAAGACUUAGUCUCUGAUAAAAAAAAGAGAAAGCGCACCCCAUCCCCGGAGCAACUUGCGCCAGAAGAUGAGGCCCCGGUAGAAGCUGCGCUUCAUGCCGCUACGUCUGCCGUGUAUAUACGAGAUUUGAUGAGACCAUUACAACCGACUAGCCUCAAAAACCAUCUAAUAUCUCUUGCUUCUUCACCAGAGCAUGGUAGUGACGCCAAUGUAUUACUUGAAUUUUUUCUCGAUCCAAUAAAGACACAUUGCUUUGCUCUCUUCAGAAGCGUGUCUGCUGCAUCGAAAGUGAGAUCCAGAAUCCAUGGUGCAGUGUGGCCCAACGAGCGUGACCGCAAGCCUCUGUGGGCAGAUUUCAUACCGGAGGACAAGUUUAGCGAGUGGGUCAAGACUGAGCAAGAUUUGGCAUCUCAGAGCCGAGGUAGCAGUACACGGUGGGAGGUUGUCUACGAAAGGACUGAUAACGGGUUCGAGGCUUUUCUACAAGAAUCCCGUGGCACCUCUUCCGCGCCUGCACCGAAAACUACCGCUCCUCGCCAGAGUCAUGACCUGGGAUCGAAGCGAGAGGCUCUACCUUCAGCACCUCAAUCUCAACAACAGGCUGGCGAAGGCUUCAAAGCGCUGGACGAACGUUUCUUGUCAACACACACUAAGCCAAAAAUAUACUAUCUUCCAGUAUCUCAGGAUAUUUUGGAAAGGCGCCUGAAUCAAUUCGCCAAGAUCUCACGCAGGGGCUCUCAACAGCACCAUCAACCUGGUGGUGAUGACAUGCGGCGCAUAACUUUUGAAGAUGUUGAUGUCUUUGUCGACGGCGGCCCAGAGUAUAGCGGAGCUCGUAAUCGUGGUGGACGACGUCCUGGUCGUGGCUCUUGGAGAGGCCGGGCACGUUGA
Talaromyces proteolyticus is the source of this 1761-nucleotide messenger RNA. RefSeq lists its product as uncharacterized. The transcript has a single exon. The record is from RefSeq and is a predicted model, not a curated record. Lineage: Eukaryota; Fungi; Ascomycota; Eurotiomycetes; Eurotiales; Trichocomaceae. The coding region runs from base 1 to 1761 and encodes 586 amino acids.